GUACUAGUAGUAGUACUAGUAGUGGUAGAGGACCCAACACUUUGUGAGUCCAUGCAUAUCAAGUUCGAGAGGUUUUGCAACUUUAUGGUGACAUGGUGCCGUGCUCACUAAUAUAUCAUGCACUGUGUCGCAUAUUACUUGUAUACAUUUUCUACGUCCAAGUACAGGAUCAGACUUUUAUAUAAUAUAUAUAUACCAAACGUGGAUAAUAUAUCAUACACUGUGUCGCAUAUUACUUAGUACAGGGUCAGACUUUUAUGUAAUAUAUAUAUACCAAAUGUGGAUGCGCUAACGUCGUCGGUUACAUCGGUUUCAUCCAGACCACUUCACUUGAGCGAUCAUGCGAGUGAAAUGUACGCGGCUGCAGCCACUUGCGUCCGUGUCGCAUGCGCAGUACCCGUCGCAGGCGGCGGAGGAGCUGGACGUGCUCAAGGCGAUCGUGUGUCGGGAGCUGAGCUUGGACCAGCUGCUCGACGUCACCACGUCGUUUGAGGCAUCCCCUGCCGACAUCCUGUCGUGUGUGCUGAGGGUGCGGGACACGUCGGUCGCCGUGGUCGAAGCCGUCGCAACGUGGCGGAGCUUCAUGGUCCGGCCAGUGCCGUUUCUGUGGCGCGGCGUCAACUACGUGCAUCGCAUGGCGAGUGACGGCGACUUUGUCAGCAAAAGCACGGCGCUUCACCACGCGCUCGGGUUCAAGCUCAAGCGGCGGAAUCCAUUCUGCACCGUCCCUGGUUUGGAUGCGCCGUGGAUGCAGAUCCCCCGAGACGACCCGUCGGCGGCCGGACUGACAGGCGACCGACUGCAUAAAGCCGCCAUGUGCAUUUUGGAAGAAGAGGGCCGCAUGGGCGGGCCGUACAAGCCGCCAAGCACGGACGCGCGGUGGGCGUUUAUGGUGCAGCGAGAAGCCGAACACGUCACGCAGCUGCGGUUUGGCAAACUCAACACGUGACUUAAUAUUCAUGUCGUUUGCGGUCGAGUGGAGUGG
This is a messenger RNA of Aphanomyces astaci, 985 nucleotides long. RefSeq lists its product as hypothetical. The transcript has a single exon. NCBI's taxonomy places the organism in Eukaryota, Oomycota, Saprolegniomycetes, Saprolegniales, Verrucalvaceae. The record is from RefSeq and is a predicted model, not a curated record. The coding region runs from base 341 to 949 and encodes 202 amino acids.